UGUAUUUAAAUCGGAUAUGCAUUGGUUAUUUCAACUUAUAGGACGUCACCGAAAGGAAAACUACAAAUCCCAAGACCGUCCUUGGUGAAAGCGAGGCUGUGUAAACACUAUUCCAGGAACAUGAAAAGAUCGGAUGACAGUGAGAGGGAGAAGAGAAGAAAGAGGCGUAGGCUCCUUCAGGAGCUGGGGGACCAGAGGAUCCCCUUCCUCUCCCCCUCCGACCCUGGCUUCCAGCAGCUGUGGGAGUCCAGCUACUCCGGGCUGGCGUUGCGUCCUUCGGUCGCGCUGCCCAACGGCCUCCAUGAGCGUGUGCAGCAGGCCCUGUGCACGCUCCGUGGGCGCGGCUGCCUCCUGAGAGACCUGGUGCGCGUGCGCGACCGUGACGUCUUCACCAUUGUCUCCCGUGCCCUGCUCGGCCAGCCGGGGCACACCUACCGCUACCUGGACACGCGCCUCUUCGCCAUCCCCUGGCACUCCGACGACCAGGCCGAGACCGACGACAACGGCAACAAGACAAAGAAGAAGGCGACGACGGAGACCUGCUGCGAUCCCGACCUGCGUGCCGCCUUCCGGGCAUUGUGGGAACUCAACCGCUUCUUCUGCCAGGACGUUCAGAAGGAGCAGGAGGCCAGGGGCCACAGACAAGACUGCAGAAAGAGCCAAGGCAACGAGACGCGGGACCAAGACAAAGAAACAGCCGACCAAGGAGAAGGGAGCAGCGAGGGCAUGUGUGGAAAGAGCGAAGGCGAGAAGGAGGAGAGCGAUGGAGAGGAGGAGGAGGAGGAUGAUGAUGAGGAGGAAGAGGAGGAGGAGGAGGAGGAGAUGAAGACGAAGGAGGAUGAGGUGAUGAAGGAAGAAGGGGACCUGGACACCGGUCAGGGCUGCUCUCACACUAUCACGGCCGCUGCUUCUCCUCCAUGCUCCCCCCGCAAAGUGGGCCCCGUGCCCUUCAACAUCACCCUGCUUAACUACAUGGACCCGUUCGCCAUGAGUCAGCUGAAGCAGGAGCCCUACUACGGCAUGGGCAAGAUGGCCGUGGGCUGGCACCACGAUGAGAACCUGGUGCCGCUCUCGCCUGUGGCUGUGUACAGCUACAGCUGCCUCAGUGAGAAAGCAGUGCAGGAGUCGGAGCCCGCUGAAGCAGGGGAUGCUGGGAAGGACACCCAGAGUGGGGGCUCGGGCGAGUCGGGCAGCGCCGAGGCUCCUGGGAGCAGCAGUGAGACCGGGGAUGCUGGCGACUCCGGUGACCCCAGCGACCCGGGAGAGGGAGAGUCUGGGACGGCUGCAAAGACGUUGGUCAGCCAGGCUGGGGACAGCGGGGAGAAGCAGGCCAGCUGGAGAGUGGGGCUGAAGGUGGCCUGGGACAUCCACACACCCGGCCUCGCCCUGCCCCUACAGUCUGGAGACUGCUACUACAUGACAGAUGAUCUGAACCGGACGCACCAGCAUUGUGUUUUGGCUGGAGACUCAGCUCGAUUCAGCUCCACGCACAGAGUGGCUCAGUGCUCCACAGGCACGCUGGACUACAUCCAGAGGCGCUGCGCCGAGGCCCUGCACAACCUGAAGAUCGACCCCGACACGGGCGCCAAGAGCCUGUCCUCGCUCCUGCCCACCACCCUGGAGCACUGUGAGGAGAUCCACAACGAGGUGGAGUUCGAGUGGCUGAGGCAGUACUGGUUUCAGGGCCGACGCUACGCCCGCUUCUGCAGCUGGUGGAGUCAGCCCAUGGAGCAGCUGGAGAAGGACUGGAUACAGAUGGAGGUCAUGACUCAUCUGCUGCUGGGCGUGGUGGAGGAUGAGAGCACAGCACAAGAGGACAGGAGGGAGAUGGCCGACACCCUGCUCAACGCCCUCACUGACAGGCAGCAGCACAGACAGACAUGGAGAGACAGGUGCCAGUCCAGUCUUGCUCAGACUCUGCCCCCAGAGGAGGCCCCUCUGGACCGCCCCUACUGGGACCCCGAUGACCCCGAGAUGCCCCUGCCCUUUGACCUGGCCGAUAUCAUCAGCCGGGUGGAGUCGCUCCUAUGGAGGAUGUGACUGGUUACUGUUGAGGAGGGAGUGGCACUGCGGGGGAGAGACGGCACAAGAUGGCAGGACCCGCACAGAACCUAUCCUGCCCCCCCCCCCCCAAGUACACACACACCCUCUCGCCGUGCCCUCAACGCCGAACCAGCCAGGCUACCAGAGAGCCCCUCACAUGGGCACCCUACGACACACCCACCCCUACUCCUCCUUACCCUCAUGGUCCCCACCACCACACCCCCCCUCUCUCUCUUCUCUCUCUUUCAUUCUCUCUCUUUCUUUCUCUCUCUUUCUCGCUCCCUCUCUUUCCUCCUCCCUCUCCCGUGAGACUCCACACCACUCCAAAGGUUCUCUGGCUUAGCGCACACCUGGACGAACAGCCCAACACAAGAGAAGGGACACCACCCCUCCAUCCCCCCCCCCCAUCACUCUCUCCUCCAGAGAUAGAUAGUUAGAUAGAUAGAUAGAUAGACAGUUAGAUAGAUAGAUAGAUAGAUAGAUAGAUAGAUAGAUAGAUAGAUAGUUAGAUAGAUAGGUAGACAGAUAGAUAGGUAGAUUGAUCACGCAGCCUGUAGUGUCACAGUGGUCCAGCUAAUUACUAGACCCCUGCAAGAUAACUAACUAAACUAACUAACUACCCAUGGCGUGUCCUGUGUAUCCAUGUAAUGACAAUAAUCUCCCAUUAUAUUUUAGUUCUCUCAUUUGAAUGUUCCAUAAUACUGUGCUUUUACGUUCAGUGAGAAACGAGGUCUAUACAUGCACUUCAUAUAGAUGCUACACAUAGAUGCUUUAUGAGAUAUUUUUCUGUAACUCUCUCUCUCUCUAUUUCUAUUUCUCUAUUUCUUUCUCUGUGACUUUGUUGUUUGAGAGUCAAGAGCUGAUGUCUCCCACUCUCGCGAGGUGACUGAAAUGGUUUUAUGUGUAGGAUAAAGGGCAUGGCAUAUGAUGCCAUUUUACAAAUGUAUUAUGUGCACUUGUUUUUAGUCUUGCGUGUGUCUGUGUGUGUCUUUGGCGGUUUGUGUAUGUGAAUGCGUCUCUGUGUGUGUGUGUGUGUGUGUGUGUGUGUGUGUUCACGUGUGGGAGUUUGUGUUUGUGUGUCUGAAGAUAUAUAGUAAUUUUGAGUAUGAAGGUAUGAAAACUUGUUACAAAGAAUGAAUUUAUUUGUAUGAAUUGGUGAGACCAUGCUUGUUUAUAUGAGAUUUGGUAAAGUUCCCAUCGAGUUUAGUAUGUAUUUUCUUCAGUAUGUUGGUGCUACCUUGUGUGUGUGUGUGUGUGUGUGUGUGUGUGUGUGUGUGUGUGUGUGUGUGUGCGUGUGCGUGUGCGCGUGUGUGUGCGUGCGUGUGUGUGUGCGUAUAUGUGUGCGCAUGGGAUUAGGCCCUUUACGCCUGUAGCUAGUCUGGAAGAUAUUUGUGCUAGAAACGGAGAGGUAGGACCCAUGAUCAGUUUAAGGAGAGAAAGAUCACACACACAAAUACUCACCUACUCACCUAGUCAAUUGAAAAUGUUAAAAAGCUUAGCCUCCCUUUUUAAAAUGUUGGUUUGGUAUAAUGUCAAAUUUAUAUGUAUAUUCCACUAACUGAUAAUGUUUCUGGUAAUGCAAGAUGUUUGGUGUUUGGUACUUUAGUUUUGUACUGGAGUUACAAGGCUUACACUGCUAACAAAUAUUGGCAACUGAUCAACUCUUGAAGAGUACCGAAAUCAUCACACUCUUGCUUCAGACAACAAUAAUAUCCAUCAAUAGUGAGCUAGUUGCAGAAUGUAAAAAUGUCACAAGUCUGUAUGUGUUCAAGAUGGCUACUGUAAUCAUCCGUCAUUUGAGAUUUUUUCUGUCAUUUGAGAUUUUUUUUAUAAGUGUUGGAGACCACAUAACCAGGCCAACAUUUUUGAUCAUUUACCAAAUCACUGCUGAUCAAGGACAUGCUUGAUUCAGCAUGUAGUUUGUAGGACGCCAAGUUGAGAUUCGGACCCUCCAGUCCUCUUGAACCACAGUGGUGUCUCCGUAGCUCCAGUACAACGUUAGGGUUACGAAAUCUGACAAACAUCAAGCAUGGUCUGUCACAUUAGUUCCGUUGGAGGUCAGUGGACAUAAGAUUCCUCCCAUACUUUUCCUCUGAGCUCCGACCUGGCACACUCUCUCCCGCCCUUCUGCAGACUGCUGCAGUGGCCUUCUUCCUGCGAAUAGAAAUGAAUGCUAUAGGGUUGAUUUUCUUAGCCAAGCAGCCUUCCUCUGUCUCUCUUC
Clupea harengus (Atlantic herring) is the source of this 4264-nucleotide messenger RNA. RefSeq names its product FTO alpha-ketoglutarate dependent dioxygenase (gene fto). Gene Ontology annotation, biological process: DNA alkylation repair; regulation of multicellular organism growth; RNA repair. Gene Ontology annotation, molecular function: broad specificity oxidative DNA demethylase activity; mRNA N6-methyladenosine dioxygenase activity; ferrous iron binding. The record is from RefSeq and is a predicted model, not a curated record. Lineage: Eukaryota; Metazoa; Chordata; Actinopteri; Clupeiformes; Clupeidae.